This is a messenger RNA of Trichechus manatus latirostris (Florida manatee), 826 nucleotides long. RefSeq names its product chromosome unknown C6orf52 homolog (gene CUNH6orf52). Gene Ontology annotation, biological process: selenocysteine incorporation. The transcript has 4 exons. The record is from RefSeq and is a predicted model, not a curated record. The coding region runs from base 156 to 599 and encodes 147 amino acids. Gene Ontology annotation, cellular component: nucleus. Gene Ontology annotation, molecular function: tRNA binding. NCBI's taxonomy places the organism in Eukaryota, Metazoa, Chordata, Mammalia, Sirenia, Trichechidae.
GCAGGAAUUGUCGAUCAAUUUAAUUACCUUCCAUCUCUGAGGUAGUUGUGGGAGAAAUUCACCAGUGUUGAGAGUUCUUAGCAAAGCAGCUGGAAUUUUUCUUGCAGGAGCAAAAAUUGUGGAUUCCUGGUCUCCUUUUGUCAAGUUCUGGAUAAAUGGCUGGACAGAACAGUUUUGCAGGUUUUGACAUAGCUCAACAAAAUCAUUAUUACUGGUACUGGCAAAGGGUGAAGCGAGAGUUCCAGCCACUGCAGACUUACCGCUGUGGUCCCUGGUAUGAGCGACAAGAGGGCAGUUAUCCUCCUUCUGGCUACAGCUAUGGCUGCGCAGAGGGCGGAAAUGGAGACAGUCUUCUUUCUGCGCAGGGGACCCCAGAACACCCAGCUGGAACUUCGGUUGUUAUAUCCGAGGGAACCACAGCUCUGGCUGAAAACCGGGAUGAAGACUCACUAGAAGAUCCACAUCUUCACUUCAAUAUUGAGACCUUAAACAAGGAGUUUAUGGUGAAAAGUGAAGAAUUCUACGACUCCCUCAUGAAUUGCCACUGGCAACCUCUGGAUACAGUUCACUCUGAAAUCCCAGAGAAGACCCCAGAGUGAAGCAAGGUGUUCAUUCAGCUACGCAAUAUCCUAUUAUUCUAUUUCUAUUUUUGGUUUUGCAGAGAGAGAAAAAAAAAAAAGUAUUCUCCCAGGAAUGUAUUCUCCUAGAAAUGUACUGGAUUCUGUUUGUAAAUACAAACUUCCAGGGACUAAAGUGUGAUUGACAUGAUCAAAAGUAAUGUGAAUAAACUUGACCAGCACAUCUGUUCCUGACAGUGUGGUAUAUU